Messenger RNA from Chenopodium quinoa (quinoa), 459 nucleotides. Its product is annotated as protein lin-28 homolog B-like. The record is from RefSeq and is a predicted model, not a curated record. The coding region runs from base 1 to 459 and encodes 152 amino acids. The transcript is spliced from 2 exons. Gene Ontology annotation, molecular function: nucleic acid binding; zinc ion binding. Lineage: Eukaryota; Viridiplantae; Streptophyta; Magnoliopsida; Caryophyllales; Amaranthaceae.
AUGCCUGGUAGGCCUAAGUCAAAGAAAAGAAAGUUGGAGAGAGGAGAGGGAGCAUCUGAAAGCAGUGGCAGCCAGCAAAAACAACAAAAGAGGCAAAAUAGGUGUGCAAACUGUGGACAACUUGGUCAUUAUGCCAAGACUUGUGGCAAUCCACCAUUGCAAGCUCCUGCACCUCCACCAGAUGCCAAACUAGCAUGCAAACCAGUUUUGCAAAAUGCUUGGAACAAGGAACAAAGAAGAAAGAAGGAGGCAAGGGCUGCAAUGAAGACUGGUGGAACUCCUGGGCCAUUCAGCAUAGCAAACCAAAAAUUCCCUCAACAGAGGCCAUCCCAACAACAACAACCUGCCACCCUGCACCCAAGCAUCCAGGCAUCAACAACAACAACUGCAGCAAAAAAAGAGAACAACAGCAAAACAGCCAACAAGAAAGCAAGGAAAAGGGAAAUGAAGAAGAAUUAG